CACUUCCCAGAACCAACCGAAAUUAUCGUCGCGAGUAUAAAUUUUCAUUUUUAUUUUUUCAACCUACUGCAGCGGUGUAAUAUACUAAAAUUCAUAUUCACCGAACGCCAGCGGUGGAAUAUUGUUAAUUUCUACUUUACCCUUGGCUGACAUUACCUGUUUGCAUCUUCAAAAUCCUGUAAAUCUGUUUCGCUGUCGUUGUGGCUGAACAAGGGAAAUCCUCCGCCGUUUACUGCUUUGGUUAUUUUUACAAUUACUUAAAAAAAAUUGACAGUAAAUUUGUUGAGAUUGAAGAAGAUUACACAAUUUUUACGGCUGCCAAAAACAAGACAUAAAUUUUAAUAUAAUAAAAAAAUAUUUUUAUUAUAUCAACGUAAUUUUAAUAAUUUGACGUCAGGAUAAGUCUGGUGUCAAAAAGUGUUUACAUGUACGACUUUCACUUUCAUCAGACUCAAAUUAGUUCUUAGAUUUUGUCGCAUGUGUGAACAGUACCUAUCAUCUUAAUACAUUCGAAGAUUGUGAUAGCAUAAAAAUAGAAAUUUAAUUUGAUUAAAAUGGCAUUUUCAGAAAAAGAAAAAAUUAACACUAACAAAAUCAAUAAUCAGAUUAAACAUGUGCCGAAGGAUGCUCAAGUAAUUAUGUCUAUUCUGAAGGAAUUGGGAGUUCAGGAUUAUGAACCUCGAGUUGUAAAUCAGCUUUUGGAAUUUACAUAUAGAUAUGUCACAUGCAUAUUGGAUGAUGCUAAGGUCUUCGCAAAUCACGCAAAGAAGAAAGUUAUAGAUGUAGAUGAUGUUAAAUUAGCUUGCGACAUGAUACUUGAUAAAGCCUUCACUAGCCCGCCUCCAAGACAUGUAUUAUCUAAGUUGGCGGAAACUCGAAACUCAAUGCCAUUACCUCCAAUAAAACCACAUUGUGGUCUUCGAUUGCCUCCCGAUAGAUAUUGUUUAACCGCUACAAAUUAUAAGUUACGCUCUAGUUCAGCUGUUAAAAAAUUGACAAAGUCAGCUUUAGAGUCCGGAAAAUCUUCAAUAAAGACACAAAAUAAAACUGCAUUAAAUUGUCUUUCAUCUGGUCAACCAACCACCAACUCAAAUACUAUUGGAUCAUCAAUAAAACGAGCGGCGCCACCCAUUUCUGCUCCCAAAACACAAAUAACUACGAUUCCCAAGCCCGUUUUCAAAUUUAGUUCGCAACAAAAACAAAUAGCUGUGAAUCCUAAUUCCAACAAGUUUCCAAAUCCGGAAGGAGGUAGUGAUGAAAUAAAAAUGGAAAUAGAUAAUGAGGAAAAUUUGAGUGCAGUCAUAAACGAUAGCAAUAACAUGGAAAUGUCUACUGAAAAUGUUACAUUGAAAAAAGAGCAAGAUGAGGACGAAUUUGAAAUAGUUCAAUGAUUUUUAUUAACAUAAUUUUCACAAAGACAAUAAAGGCAUCUUCACAAGA
This is a messenger RNA of Condylostylus longicornis, 1440 nucleotides long. RefSeq names its product transcription initiation factor TFIID subunit 9 (gene Taf9). Gene Ontology annotation, biological process: DNA-templated transcription initiation; RNA polymerase II preinitiation complex assembly. Bases 555 to 1391 code for a protein of 278 amino acids. Gene Ontology annotation, cellular component: SAGA complex; transcription factor TFIID complex. The record is from RefSeq and is a predicted model, not a curated record. The transcript has 4 exons. Gene Ontology annotation, molecular function: RNA polymerase II general transcription initiation factor activity; transcription coactivator activity; protein heterodimerization activity. Lineage: Eukaryota; Metazoa; Arthropoda; Insecta; Diptera; Dolichopodidae.